This is a messenger RNA of Striga hermonthica, 4371 nucleotides long. NCBI's taxonomy places the organism in Eukaryota, Viridiplantae, Streptophyta, Magnoliopsida, Lamiales, Orobanchaceae. The record is from the annotation of a GenBank genome assembly.
AUGGACAGAAACAGAGAAUCGAGGAGAGCGAGUAUCGUCGGCUCCAAUGGCUUCAAUAGAAGGAGGUACAGGACAAACAGCGUUAGAGACUCUCCAGAUGAAGAUGGGGGACUUGAAUUGCAGGAAUCAGUGAGGUUAAGGGAGAGAGUGAAGAAAUAUCCAGAUCGAGAGAGGGAGAGAGAAAGAGAUAGAGAAAGAUACAGAGAAAGGGAGAGAGAUUUGAGAGAGCGGUCCAGUCGGAUUAAGAGAAGGAGAGCCGAGAGGCUGGCGAGCCACAAAGACGAUACCGGCGGCGAUGAUACUUCCGACGAGAGCCUCAACGACGACGAGGACGAUGAAUACGAAGAGAACGUUACAUCCACCAUCAAGAUGUUGUCGCCGGCGGUAGGUUCCGUUUCCAACCACCAAGUUCAUGUCGGCAACCACCACCACCACAAUCACAGCCACAGCAGUGGCUUUAGUCAACAACAGCACAACAGUAACAGUAGUAGCAAUAUUCUAAUUAACAGUAGCCACCAUCUUCAACACAGGAAGACCUUCCCUCCUAUCUCUUCUUCUUCUUCAGCCAAGGUUCUCAGAGCACCGCCUGUUUGGAAAUCCGGCGAUGAGAUGAUCAGUGUCUCCGUUCCCAGAAAAGCUCGUUCUGCUUCUACAAAGAGGUCGCACGAUUGGAUUUCAAGUACCAGCAAUAACAAUAGCAGCGGCGGAGUUUCCGGAGGGGCAGAUCAAAUUCCGGCCCAGCCAACGAGCUCUCCGGCAAGACCAACUCACAUGUCGGCAUCCACCGCGCCUCCCGCGGCGGCAGAUCCGCCGUCUCCAUCUUCUUCAAAUGCUUCCAUUAGAAAGAAGCUUAAACACAGCGCUAACAACACCGCCGGUCCUAAACCCAAGCCGCCGAAAGUCUCAGCAUUAUCAUCGAAGCUGAGCUCUUCUCACCCGGAGGAGCUUGAGAUCGAGAUUGCCGAGGUUUUAUACGGCUUGAUGACCCAGUCACAAGGCCCAUCUUCAUCAAAUAAAGAGGAACCAAGAGAAGUAAAUCAUUUGAGCAUCGAUGCAAAGUCGCGAAAUUCAUCUCCGAUCUCUAAUUCUACUUCGAAUAAUAAUACUAAUAAUAACAGUAUGAAUAAUCUCCAUCCUGGACCCAAUUCCGGCCCCCUUUCAGCCGUCGCCCAGACGAGGAAGAGGCCGAGGCAGGUACCGGAAAGAUCGACCUUGGGUGCACGGACAAAACCAGAAACAGAUGAGACAUCAGAUAACAAAAUGUUGGGAUCUGCAGGUGAGACUGCGUCUGAAGCGGUGGGGAUUAAUUCGGUCAUUUCACAAGAUUCGACGAAGUCGGAUUUGGAGCUGAAGCCAUCGGCCGACGAAUUUAGAGAAAGCAGAGAUUGGGUUGUUGGGAAGGAAGAUGUUAGCUCAUCGAAGGAGCAGGAAUCUCCUGCUGUGAGAGGUCAGGAUACCAGCAGUAGGGACUCGCCAUCGGUAGCCACAGCCUCAUCUGCUGCGGAUACACCUAUUAAUGGGAAUUUGCCUGGUGUUGGAGUUGAGAAAGAAGAAAAGUUUGAGAUAGAUCUGAUGGCACCCCCAACACAAGCAAGAUCAUCACCCGAAAGGGAAACCAAUAUUGAUUUGAGUGCUUCAACCAUUGUUGAUAGAGAUAUGAAUCAUGUAACAGUAUCCAAAGAUAACGACAACGAUAAAGCUAAAAGUGAAAGUGGGAGUUUACAUUCAUUGAAUGUGGCAGCUGAAGAAAAGAAAUCCGAGGAGAGUGAAUCUAACAACAAGGCGAUCGACAACAAGGGGCGUGAUAUCGAUUUACACCUUGAUUUGGAUAAACCGGACAAAGAUGUUGUGAGCUCUAGCAUUAACGCCAAGGACAACAAAUCCCGAAGGCAGAUACAGAAGCAAGCACAGCCGCAAGUACCUUUUAAGGUCGCCGGCAAAGAAGAGCCUCCCUUUGAGAAACCUGGUCAUUCAGCAAGCUCGCUGCCUUUACCCAUGCAAAGUUGGCCUGGUGGGCUUCCUCCUAUGGGAUAUAUGGCCCCAUUGCAAGGAGUGGUCUCUAUGGAUGGAAGUAGUGUGGCACCAGCUCAUUUACAGCCGCUUUUUUCUCAACCACGGCCAAAACGUUGUGCCACACAUUGCCACAUUGCCCGGAACAUACACUGCCUCCAACAGUUUAUGAAGAUGAACCCUUUCUGGCCGGCUCCUACAGGGUCACCCGCUUCUUUAUUCGGGUCGAAACCGUGCAAUUUUAAUGUGGGUUCCCCAGUGGAUUUAAGCAUUGCAGCCAGAGGUGUUAGUAGUUUGCAGGAUAAGGGGCCAGGCCUUGCUAGUGCUCCCAAUAAUGUUGGUAAGGAUAAAAGUUCUCAACCUGCUAAUAGUUCCGAUUCUGCGCAGAAAAAGCAGCAGAUUUUGAUCCAGCAAGCAUUGCCGCAAGCAUUGCCCCCUGUGGCACCUAGCAAUUUACUGGGCCCAACUUUCAUUUUCCCUCUAAAUCAGCAGCAAGCAGCCACCGUGGGGAAAUCCACGUCGACUGUGUCAGCAUCCAACAUGGCCACCACCUCCUCUUCUGCACCAGCAACAGCCAUGAGCUUCAGCUACCCCAACAUGUCCCCAAGCGAGACCACUCAAUACCUGGCGAUUCUACAGAACAAUGCAUUCCCUCCUUUCCCCAUCCCCACUGUCGGUGCCCCACCCAACUACAGAGGAGGAGCCCCCACUCAACCCAUGCCUCUAUUCAAUGGCCCCUUCUACUCGUCCCAGAUCAUCAACCAUCACCAAUCGCAACAGCACCUGCCACCACCCAAUCAGCCGCAGUUCCACCAUAAUGCGUCUGCACCCAAUAAUUCCUCUUCGGGGAAGCAUAUGCAGCAGAGGCCACCACAGAGUGGCGGAGCCCCGAGCCUGCAGCAGAACAGUUCUUCCUCUCACAAGUCUCAUGCGUCCCACAAUAAUUUAUCGUUGCCCAUUCAGCCCCAGAAUUUUGCUUUGAUGACUACCCCUCCGGUCGGUUUGGGUGCUGCCGGAAGUAAUCAAAACGAGAAAAAAUCCCAUCAGCAAUCGCAACACCAGCAGCAGAUAAUGAAGUCUGGAGUCGAGACUCUUCCGCCUCAUACGUUUGCUAUGUCGUUCGGUCCCAUCAAUGUGACUCCUGCUGCUGGCCCAGGCAUCGAUAAGGCUGCCGUGGUGCAAAACCAGGCUAUGUUUCAGACUUUCUCAGACGCUACUCGGCAAAGUGUCCAAAUGAUGCCUGUUGAUGCCCAGACUACACAGAAGCUCAUCCGUAUUUCUGAGGAGGGUAAACCCGGAAAUGUAGACUUGCCCAGGGAGGAUGAGAGAAAAAGCUUUGCCUUUUCGAGAUCCACGGACAUGGCCAAUGGGCCUGCUACCUCAUGUUCAGUUCAGGGAAUCACCGUGAUUGAUAGCUCGUCCGCGUCCAUGAAUAGCAACAGCUCUGGAACGAGUCCUCAGUCUCCCCAAUGGAAAAACUCAGCAAGAACUCCAGCCUCUCAAGCCCAAGGCCCGUCGUCCCUAGGGCCUUCAGGUGUGUCCAUGCACAAGAAUAUCAGCCAGCAACAUUCUCGAACCCAACAGCCCAUGCACACUCAGAUAUCCUUUGGAGGUACUCAAAAGCAAUCAUUAUCCUCUCAAGGGCAACAACAAAUAGCACCGUCAAGUGGCAACCAGGUUGGGUCACCCACGACCUCCUCCAUUUCCAAAGGUGCGAUGAGCGGGAGCCCGAGGACGCCUUCAUCUGCCUCAACAAACAAUAAAACAGGCCAGGGUUCAUCCUUUUCGACCCAACAGACCAAAAAUUCGCCGUCCAUGCCUAACCAAAAGUCGCCUUCAAUUCUCGGAAAUCCUCAUGCAGCAAAAAACCAAUUGCAACAGCAGCAGUCUCAGCCCAAAACCAUGCAGCAGGCCCAGUUAUUCUUCUCGAGCCCAUAUUCCCCAUCCCAUCCCCAUCAUUCGACUGGCUCGGCAAAUGCAGCUGUCGCCGGCCCGAGUGGAUACUACAUGACGCAAAGACGGUCCGGGUCGGACCAGCACCAGCGAGGCCCGGGUGGUGCUACUUUAAUGUCAUCGAGCGGGGUAUUGUCAUUGUGCACACCCGUCUCCUUGUCAAAUGCGAGCACCAAUGAUCCCACGACAGCAAUUGCUACGGCUACUUGUAAUGCGAAAGGUGGGGGUUUUCAGUCACAAGGCAUGAUGCAUGUGUCUCCUUUUGGUGCCCAAUCGAGCGCGAUGUUGUUGCCAGCUGGAUUCUCGUACAUACAUCCUGUCCCAGCUGGUGUACAGGUGAAGCCUGCUGAGCAAAAGCAGCCUGCUGGAAAUGACAAUUUGCAUCCAUGGCAGCCUGAGAAGAAAUGA